Messenger RNA from Rhododendron vialii, 4262 nucleotides. Its product is annotated as serine/threonine-protein phosphatase BSL3-like. Gene Ontology annotation, molecular function: phosphoprotein phosphatase activity; protein binding. Lineage: Eukaryota; Viridiplantae; Streptophyta; Magnoliopsida; Ericales; Ericaceae. The transcript is spliced from 21 exons. The record is from RefSeq and is a predicted model, not a curated record. Gene Ontology annotation, biological process: brassinosteroid mediated signaling pathway. The coding region runs from base 356 to 3319 and encodes 987 amino acids.
AGGUUCAGACUGAAAGUGAGGGAUCCAUAUAGUGAAGAAAGAAACUGGAGAGAGAGAGAGAGAGAGAGAGAGAGAGAGAGAGAGAGAAGUACACGGGUGGUCUCUUUUUUUUUUCCCUCCUUUGAAGAUUUUCUACCCCACGUCAUAAAUAUAUACUUACAUGUGUAUGCAUAUACUCCAUUCCUCUCAGUUCCACGACGGAAAAAAUCUCCUCUUUUAUUCCGUCUGAAGUUUGAAUUGCCCGAUUCGAGCUAGGGUUCCGACGACUCGAAGUGCUUGGACUAACUAUGCUGAUCAGAAAAUCUCCGAUCUUGCCCUAAAAGCUAAUAGGAUUAUUCCAAGGGGGGUUCAACACAUGGACGACGUUGAUUCGUCAAUGGCGUCCGAGUCCGCCGAUCACGACCACAGCAACAACGCCGGCUCCGACGAUGCCGUCCCAUCGGCCUCCGAGCAUCCGGAGAAGUCUCCGCCGCCGCCCGAGUCUGCCCAGGCGGGCGCGGGCGGGCCGAGGACGGCGCCGACGUACUCGGCGGUGAACGCGAUACUGGAGAAGAAGGAGGACGGGCCGGGCCCGAGGUGCGGGCACACGUUGACGGCUGUGGCUCCAGUGGGAGAGGAAGGGACGGCCGGGUACGUUGGGCCGCGUUUGAUUCUCUUCGGUGGUGCCACUGCUCUUGAGGGCAAUUCUGCUGCUUCUUCGGGGACACCCUCGUCAGCUGGAAGUGCUGGGAUUAGGUUGGCGGGGGCCACUGCUGAUGUGCACUGCUAUGAUGUGUUGACAAAUAGAUGGUCUAGGGUUACACCCUUUGGAGAACCUCCCACACCAAGGGCCGCGCAUGUGGCAACCGCUGUGGGUACUAUGGUGGUUAUUCAGGGUGGAAUCGGUCCAGCUGGUUUGUCUGCUGAGGACCUUCAUGUUCUGGAUCUCACACAGCAACGGCCACGGUGGCAUAGGGUUGUGGUUCAAGGCCCUGGACCAGGUCCGCGAUAUGGGCAUGUCAUGGCUCUGGUAGGGCAAAGGUAUCUUAUGGCAAUUGGUGGAAAUGAUGGAAAGCGACCAUUGGCUGAUGUAUGGGCGCUGGACACAGCUGCGAAGCCAUAUGAAUGGCGAAAAUUGGAACCUGAAGGAGAAGGUCCACCUCCAUGCAUGUAUGCAACAGCAAGUGCACGCUCUGACGGCCUUCUUCUUCUUUGCGGAGGAAGGGAUGCUAACAGUGUGCCACUGGCAAGUGCUUAUGGACUUGCAAAACAUAGGGAUGGUAGGUGGGAAUGGGCAAUUGCUCCUGGUGUCUCGCCAUCGCCUAGAUAUCAACAUGCAGCAGUUUUUGUUAAUGCGCGGCUCCAUGUAUCUGGAGGUGCGCUAGGUGGUGGACGCAUGGUGGAAGACUCGUCAAGCAUUGCAGUUCUGGAUACUGCAGCAGGAGUUUGGUGCGAUACAAAAUCUGUUGUUACUACUCCAAGGACAGGCAGAUACAGUGCCGAUGCUGCUGGAGGAGACGCUGCUGUUGAACUGACAAGGCGUUGUAGGCAUGCUGCCGCUGCUGUUGGUGAUCUAAUCUUUAUUUAUGGUGGUCUGCGUGGCGGGGUGUUGCUUGAUGACCUACUGGUUGCGGAAGACCAGGCUGCUGCUGAGACAACAAGCGCAGCCUCACACGCUGCUACUGCCGCAUCCAAUGUACAGGCGGGGAGGUUGGGUGGAAGGUAUGGGUUUGCUGAUGAAACCAGGCAAACAAAUCAUGAAGCAGUUCCUGAUGGUGCCGUUGUAUUGGGAAAUCCGGUUGCCCCUCCUAUGAAUGGUGAUAUGUAUACUGAUAUAAGCACUGAAAAUGCGAUGUUCUCGGGUUCACGGAGACUGAGCAAAGGUGUUGAGUACUUGGUUGAGGCUGCAGCAGCAGAGGCUGAAGCUAUUAGUGCCACAUUGGCUGCUGCUAAAGCACGGCAAGUUAAUGGAGAAGUCGAACCUCCAGACAGAGAUCGUGGGGCUGAGGCUACCCCUAGCGGGAAACAGAUACCUACUUUAAUUAAGCCUGAUCCUGAGGUGUCAAUUAAUUCAGUUCCACCUGGAGUGCGGUUGCACCACAGAGCUGUGGUUAUAGCUGCAGAGCCUGGUGGAGCUUUAGGUGGCAUGGUCAGACAGCUUUCGAUUGAUCAAUUUGAAAAUGAAGGACGACGAGUCAGUUACGGGACCCCGGAAAGUGCCACAGCAGCUAGGAAACUAUUAGACCGGCAAAUGUCUAUCAAUAGUGUGCCGAAAAAGGUGGUAGAUCAUCUCCUAAAGCCUCGUGGUUGGAAGCCUCCAGUGCGCCGACAGUUUUUCUUGGAUUGCAAUGAACUAGCAGAUCUCUGUGAUAGUGCUGAGCGUAUAUUUUCAAAUGAACCCACUGUUCUACAGCUCAGGGCUCCUACCAAGAUAUUUGGUGAUUUGCACGGCCAAUUUGGUGAUCUUAUGCGCCUUUUUGAUGAGUAUGGAGCCCCUUCAACUGCUGGGGACAUUGCAUAUAUUGAUUAUCUCUUCUUGGGAGACUACGUUGAUCGGGGCCAGCACAGCUUGGAAACAAUUACUCUUCUGCUAGCUCUAAAGGUGGAGUAUCCCCGCAGUAUACAUUUGAUUCGUGGGAACCAUGAAGCCGCUGAUAUCAAUGCCCUUUUUGGCUUUCGGAUUGAGUGUAUUGAGCGCAUGGGUGAGAGAGAUGGGAUUUGGGCAUGGCAUCGGAUAAAUAGAUUGUUCAAUUGGCUCCCUCUCGCUGCUCUAAUUGAGAAAAAAAUUAUCUGCAUGCAUGGGGGCAUUGGAAGAUCAAUAAACCAUGUGGAACAAAUUGAGAAUCUUCAGCGUCCGAUUUCAAUGGAAGCAGGCUCGAUUGUUCUCAUGGACUUGUUAUGGUCUGACCCAACAGAAAAUGACAGUGUGGAAGGAUUGCGCCCAAACGCUAGAGGUCCUGGGUUGGUUACAUUCGGGCCUGAUCGCGUGAUGGAAUUUUGCAACAACAAUGAUCUUCAGUUGAUUGUACGCGCACAUGAAUGUGUUAUGGAUGGCUUUGAGCGUUUUGCCCAGGGGCAUUUAAUUACUCUGUUCUCGGCCACCAAUUACUGUGGUACUGCAAAUAAUGCAGGAGCAAUACUAGUUCUGGGUAGAGAUCUUGUAGUGGUUCCAAAACUCAUUCAUCCAUUGCCGCCAGCAAUUUCAUCUCCAGAAGCGUCACCCGAACGCCAUAUAGAAGAUACGUGGAUGCAGGAGCUUAAUGCAAAUAGGCCACCAACGCCAACGCGAGGUCGUCCCCUAGUUGCUAAUGAUCGGGGUUCUCUUCCUUGGAUAUCGUAAAAGAUCUUUCCCCUUUGCGUUUUGUUAUACUCAAAUCUAGGCUCAUGCAUCGCCUGGGAAUUCUGGUGUUCUGCAAAGAGCAUGAUGGACCCUAUGGGUAAUUCGCCAAACCUAUUGCUGAAUAUUUGACGAGCCACCAGGAAAUGAAGACAGAGUUUGGAAAUGAAGACAUGAGUUCCAAAGCCAAGUUGCCGGCGGAGUGUAUCUUACUUUAUCUGCUGGGCUAAAAAGCAGUUCGGGGUUCUCCAAAAGUUACCCCCUACAUCGAGCCACGAAAUUACAGUCUCGGCUUCUCUAGUUCAAUGAGUAGUGUUAGCGGUGGGUAUUUUUCUCGAUAAUUAGAGUUUGUAUUUUUCACUCUUUUAGGUGGCAUUAUUUUUGUUUUCUGUUCCUCCUUCCCCCCACCCCACCCCACCCCAACCCAACCCAACCCAAGAGGACGUGAGACCCACAGAUGAUUGGUGAGAUAUAUAAUGUGAAAUAUCUUAGGGCAUUCGUGUAUCAUAGAGGCAUUGCUUUGUGUAAUUUGUGUUUCUACUUUGUACAAUAUAUAACUUUUGAGUUGAGAAUAUUAGGGUUUUGGUCUGAGAACAAACAAUGUGGGAAAGAGAGGUUUUUGUCUCUCCAAUCUUUUUUUGUAGGACUCUUGAUGUGCUCUCCCUUGCUGCAGAAACUAGAAGAGAAGUAAGAGUUUGCUGUCUAGCAAGUGAAACCUGGAAGAAAACUCCUGUAUUGAUUUUUCUGCCUACAGACCAAUUUGGUCCUUGAUGCUUCUGGUUACCACAUGUGUCCUUUUGUGCCGCAGUUUGGGAGCUUUGUAGGUCAUUCAUAAACUUUUUGUUGUAUGAUAUCGCUGGACCUCAAACCAUUGUUUAUUUCGCCAUUGUAUGUAAUUGGAAUGCAGUCAGACGAAUUUAUAGUCUACUUCCGAUUUUGAACUGUU